UGAAAGCAAUACUCUCAGCGAGUGUACAGUUCUCUUCUCUGUGCUCUCUGCAACCCGCUCUGUGCAAAUUGGGAGUAUCCUUUCUAUUUUCGUGCUCUUCUCACUACAAUGCUAGUUGCUAACACCUCUCUCUCUCUCUCUCUUAGCUAAACCAACUCUCUUAACAUUCGCAUCAUUUUCUCGAGAUCACUUAUGUGCAUGAAAAUCUCACUACUCACGCUAUUACCCAAGAGUUCCAGAACGCCAGAAACCCCAAGUUUCCACAUCUCUCUCUCUAAACAGUAGUAUAUAUUCCCUACCAAACCCAAGAAAUCUCACGGGAAAUGGGUUGCGCACAGUCCAGAAUAGACAAUGAAGAGUCGGUGUUGCGCUGCAAGGACCGCAAGAACCUCAUCAAGGACGCCGUAAUAGCCCGUAACGCCUUCGCGGCAGGCCAUUCCGGCUACGCCAUGGCCUUAAAGAACACUGGGGCCGCGCUCAGCGACUACGGUCACGGGGAAGCCGGAGAUCCCCACCCGCAGCCGGCGGACCCCACUCCCUCACAACCGCCGCCACCGCAUCCGCCGCCCCCGCCGCCCAUGGACAGUCUUCCUCCUCCGCCGCCCCCAAACUUCUCGCCGAGCCCCAGCCCCAGCCCGAUCGAGCGCGCCACGAGCUUGCCAGCAAUGCCGACAAAGCCACGAAAAACCAGGGCCAUUGCCAUUGCUGAAGAAGAAGAAGAUGAGAUAGAAGAUGAAGAAGAGGAAGAUGAUGAGGGUAAUUUGGGAAUGAAUAAGGAUGGAGUUAUUGCAAAGGACUCACGAAAUAAGGGGGAAGAAGUGGGCCCACCACUGACCCGGGAAAUGAAGGCGGUCCCUCUGAUGCCGGAAUUGAAGGGCAUGGCCUGGGACUAUUUUUUCUCGGUGGAGGAAAAUAUGCCCCCGCCGGACCCAACAUUAAACGAAAACGUUGACAAUGAGAAUAUUAAUCAAGGUGUGGCAUUUGGUGAAGAAACGCAAAAUGUCGGCCUCGGUAGCGAUGAUUUGGUGGAGCCGAAGACGCCAGAGACAGGGGAGGAGAGGGAGGAGAAAGAGAAGGAGAAGCAAAUAGAGCGCGCAAAGACCGCACCGGAGGAGUUUAAGAAAAUGGGGAAGGCGGCGCCCGGUGUUAGUUUGAUGAAGAUAUUGACUGACCUUGAUGAUCAUUUCUUGAAGGCCUCCCAGAGUGCUCAAGAGGUCUCCAACAUGCUUGAGGCCACUCGCUUGCAUUACCACUCUAAUUUCGCUGAUAAUCGAGGACAUAUUGAUCAUUCUGCAAGGGUCAUGCGUGUUAUUACAUGGAAUAAAUCAUUCAGAGGUAUAUCCAAUGGUGAGGGUCGGAAGGAUGACUUUGAUUCAGAAGAAUAUGAAACUCAUGCCACUGUUUUGGAUAAGUUGUUAGCGUGGGAAAAGAAACUUUAUGAAGAAGUCAAGCAAGGUGAGCUCAUGAAGCUUGAGUACCAGAGGAAGGUUUCUCUGCUGAACAAGCAGAAGAAACGCAAUGCGGGCGCUGAAUCCUUGGAAAAAACAAAGGCAGCUGUAAGUCAUUUGCAUACAAGAUAUAUAGUCGACAUGCAGUCAAUGGAUUCGACAGUUUUGGAAGUAAAUCAAUUGCGUGAUGAGCAGUUGUACCCAAAACUUGUUGACCUUGUUGCUGGGAUGGCCAAAAUGUGGGGAAGUAUGUGUGCACAUCAUGAGAGCCAGCUGAGACUUGUUACAGACCUCGGAUCCCUUGACAUUGCACAUGCUCCCAAGGAAACAACAAAGCACCACUAUGAUCGUACCGUGCAACUUUCGAAUGUCGUUCAAAAAUGGCAAGCAGAAUUUGAAAAGCUCGUGACUCAUCAAAAAGAAUACAUCCGAGCGCUUAACAAUUGGUUAAAAUUAAAUCUCAUCCCCAUUGAAAGCAGCUUAAAGGAGAAAAUCUCAUCACCACCACGAGUCCAGCAUCCUCCAAUCAAAGCCCUCCUCCAUUCAUGGCAUGACCAUCUUGAAAAGCUUCCAGAUGAGCUUGUGAAAUCUGCAAUUGCCUCCUUUGCUGCUGUGAUAAAAACCAUUAUAGUUAGUCAGGAGGAAGAGAUCAAGCUAAAAGAUAAGUGUGAGGAGAUCAGGAAAGAGUUAAUUCGUAAAAACGAGGCUUUUCAGGACUGGUACCAGAAGUAUAUGCAGCGGAGGGGGUCAGAUCAAAUGGACCAUGAAAGAGGUGAAGAUGCAAAUUCCCAGGAUCCCAUCUCAGAGAAGGAGUUUGCAGUUGAGAGCUUGAAGAAGAGAUUGGAAGAUGAAGUUGAAUCUCACCAAAGACAAUGUAUUCAGGUGAGAGAGAAGUCACUAGGUAGUCUCAAAACUUGUUUACCGGAGCUCUUUCAUGCCAUGUCACUUUAUACGCAUGCUUGUUCUGAUGCUUAUGAGAAAGUAAAGUCCAUAACGCAGUCACAGAAAUUUAACGGCGGCCCUUCGUGAGUUUGUGUAAAAUUUGUUUUGUAUUGAAGUUUGAUCUAUAAGCUUAAACACUAGUAAUCUGUCGCUUCCCAAACAAACUGUUUAUUUGGCAAGCUAAGUUUAUGAUCUUUGUUCCUGUGUGGAAUAAGUUUAUGAUCUUUGUAUUUUUGCGUUUCACUUGGUCACGAGGGCUGAAAUGAUAUGCUUUAUUUAUGGAAAACCUCGAGCAGGGUGGUUCUUUUCCUUCUCUGCUUUGGUGCAUUUUUUUACCAUUA
This is a messenger RNA of Carya illinoinensis, 2731 nucleotides long. Its product is annotated as protein ALTERED PHOSPHATE STARVATION RESPONSE 1-like. The record is from RefSeq and is a predicted model, not a curated record. The transcript is spliced from 4 exons. NCBI's taxonomy places the organism in Eukaryota, Viridiplantae, Streptophyta, Magnoliopsida, Fagales, Juglandaceae. Bases 324 to 2477 code for a protein of 717 amino acids.